CUGUACAUAGAACAUUUUAUACAUUUAUAAUAUAGUAGUUAACCGGCCGUUUGACAGAACAUGAUCGCAUUCACUGAGCCUUUUUUUACACAUUUAUCUCUGACGGACAAUUAGUUUAUCUUAUUGUAAUUAUUCAACAAUUGCUAAUAUUGUGUGACGUUAUUUCAUUCAUCGACGAAUUUCGGAUCAAAUUAUAUUGUAGUAACAAAUAUCACGUAAAAUAAUAAUUUAUAUCAAGUACAAUAAUUUUUGCAUUUAACAAAGAAGAAUCGAAAAAUUUUCAGAGAUGCUCAAAUCGGGAGUUCAUAGACAAAUAUACGCCACUAUAGCCGCGUCCAUGUCGAUAUUCAUCAGUGGCAUGUGGCUGGGGUGGCCCAGCUCGGCGUCCGAGAAGUUCAUGAAGCACGAGACGGGCGAGCUGCAUGUGACCUACGACCAGCUGUCGUGGAUCGUGUGCAUGAUGGACCUGGGAAACUUCAUCAGCCCGCUGUUCGGCGGUUACCUGAUGGACCGGUUCGGCCGGAAGAAGGUGAUCGCCGCGCUCGGACCGCUGUUCAUCGUCUCCUGGUCACUGACGCUGUUCGUGCCCAACACGGUGGCCCUGUACACGGCCAGGCUGAUGGCUGGCCUGGGCAAAGGCGUUUCGUACACGGUGGUGCCGGUGUUCCUGGGCGAGAUUGCGGGAGUGGACAUCCGGGGCGCGCUGGGCAGCGUGUUCACCAUACAGCUCAGCGGCGGCGUGCUGUUCGAAGUGAUCAUCGGCCCGUACGUGUCUUACCAAACGCUCAACGCCACGUCUGCCAUAGUGCCCGUGUUGUUCUUCAUCGCUUUCAUCUGGGUGCCCGAGUCGCCGUAUUACCUGCUCAAAGUUGGCCGGCAGGCCGACGCGGCCCGGUGCCUGCGUUGGUACAGAGGCUGUGAUGCCGGAAGUGGAGACGACACCGUGGACGCGGAGCUCCAGCUGAUGGAGGUCAACGUCCGGAAAGACAUGGAAAACGGGUCGGCGUUCGGCGAGUUGUUCACCAACCAGAACAACUUCCGUGCGCUGGCCGUGGUGGUAGUGGCGUGCGCGGGACAGCGCGCAGGCGGCAUCAGCAGCCUGACCGCGUACUCCGCGCUCAUACUACCCGAACCGUCACCCGUCAUGGGUAAGUUCGAGUUCAUAAUCGCGUUCGCCAUUGUCCUGGUGAUAGUCAACUUUAUCGGGCUGGCCAUGGUCGACCGGGUGGGUCGGAAGCCUCUGCUGAUCGCCUCCGUGACGGGCCUAGGCGUGGUCACGUUCGUCUUUGGCGUCUACUACUUCGCCGCCGAAAACUUUCCUGACGCCGCGUCGGCGUUCCGAUGGGUACCGUACGCGUGUCACACCACUUUCGCCGCCACGUUUUCCAUCGGUAUCGGCUUCAUACCGGUGGUGUUUCUCGGCGAGAUGUUCCCGGUCAACGUUCGGUCCCGGUGCUCGGCGUUCGCGUCCGUCACUCUCGCCUUCUUCUCGUUCUUGUCCAACAAGAUGUUCCUCGUCGUCUCGCGCGAUUACGGUUAUUACACCAUGUUCUGGACGUUCUCCGCCGUCAACUUUUCCUGUGCGUAUUUCUUGCACAGGUACGCAAUCGAGACAACCAACAAAACGUUCCUUGAAAUCCAAGAAAUCCUAGACGACAGUGUUCGAAACGGAUCAAGAAGGCGAAGGAAACUACCGGAAAUCGCUGUGAUGUACGACAACUCGAGCAGGGUCAAUAUUCAAUAAUAAUUUUAUAUUAUGUACAUGGCUACCUACCUAAUGUUAUUAUGUAUAAUUAUAGGGACACCCGAUACGAUAUUUUCAAUCCGCGAGUCUGAAAUCGCGGGUUUUAAUAUUAUGUAUAUAGUAUAUAUUGUUAUGUAGGAAUUAGAAAGAUAAUUCAGUAAACACCCGCUAUUUAAAAAAGUAAAUAGGUACCCCCAGAUAUUACCUGUUAACGUUUUAAAAAAUAUGUUUUUUUAGAUAUUUAAGACUAUAGUCGUUACGAAACAAAUUAAAAAAAAAAAUUUACUUUUCUGAAUAGCAUUGUAUUGUAAUGUAUCUACAUUCUAAAUUUAUUCUACAAUAAUUUCAUAUUCCUAAAUAAAUGGUACCUAUCUA
Messenger RNA from Aphis gossypii (cotton aphid), 2119 nucleotides. RefSeq names its product facilitated trehalose transporter Tret1-like. Lineage: Eukaryota; Metazoa; Arthropoda; Insecta; Hemiptera; Aphididae. Gene Ontology annotation, molecular function: transmembrane transporter activity. The record is from RefSeq and is a predicted model, not a curated record. Gene Ontology annotation, cellular component: membrane. The transcript has 3 exons. The coding region runs from base 287 to 1744 and encodes 485 amino acids. Gene Ontology annotation, biological process: transmembrane transport.